Molecule: messenger RNA, 2637 nt
Organism: Carcharodon carcharias (great white shark)
Lineage: Eukaryota; Metazoa; Chordata; Chondrichthyes; Lamniformes; Lamnidae
Gene: elp3
Product: elongator acetyltransferase complex subunit 3
Exons: 15
Coding region: 127-1773 (548 amino acids)
Biological process (GO): tRNA wobble base 5-methoxycarbonylmethyl-2-thiouridinylation
Cellular component (GO): cytoplasm; nucleus; elongator holoenzyme complex
Molecular function (GO): acyltransferase activity, transferring groups other than amino-acyl groups; iron-sulfur cluster binding
Source: RefSeq, a predicted model, not a curated record
AGCAUGUGACAUAUCCGAGGCGCGGCUCCGACCCUCGCGGUGUUUUGCGGCAUUUUUUUUAGAUUUCGCGGCAGUGCCGUGUAGUGAGCUCUCGGUUGACGACGGUGCCCAAUUGUUGAAGCCGGGAUGGGGAAACCACGCAGGAAAGUGGAGUUUAGCCAUGCUGAACGGAUGAUGAUGACGAUUGCUGACGUCCUCAAGCAGCUGAUUGAAGCACAUGAGCAAGGGAAGGAUGUCAACCUUAAUAAAAUGAAAACAAAGACCUCGUCAAAGUACGGACUGACCUCACAACCUCGCCUUGUGGACAUCAUUGCGGCUGUGCCCCCUCAGUACAGAAAGGUGUUGGUACCAAAACUGAAAGCUAAACCCAUUCGGACAGCCAGCGGGAUUGCUGUGGUCGCAGUGAUGUGUAAGCCUCAUCGAUGUCCUCACAUCACCUUCACGGGAAACAUUUGCGUAUACUGCCCAGGGGGCCCAGAUUCGGACUUUGAAUAUUCAACCCAGUCUUACACAGGAUAUGAGCCAACCUCUAUGAGAGCCAUACGUGCAAGAUAUGACCCCUACUUACAGACAAGACACCGUGUAGAGCAGCUGAAACAAUUGGGACACAGUGUGGACAAGGUUGAAUUCAUUGUGAUGGGUGGGACAUUUAUGGCACUGCCAGAAGAAUACAGGGAUUACUUCAUCCGUAAUCUGCAUGAUGCCCUCUCUGGGCACACCUCCAACAACGUGGCAGAGGCUGUCAAGUAUUCUGAGCGCAGCAAUACCAAGUGUGUUGGGAUCACCAUCGAGACCAGACCAGACUACUGCCUGAAGCGCCAUCUCAGCGACAUACUGCAAUAUGGGUGCACACGACUGGAGAUUGGGGUGCAGAGUGUCUACGAGGAUGUGGCCAGGGACACCAACAGAGGUCACACUGUCAGGGCCGUGUGUGAGUCAUUCCAGCUGGCAAAGGAUGCUGGCUUUAAAGUUGUGGCACACAUGAUGCCGAACCUUCCUAAUGUUGGUUUGGAGAGAGACAUCGAACAGUUCAUUGAGUUCUUUGAGAACCCAGCGUUUCGCCCUGAUGGCAUGAAGCUAUACCCCACACUGGUGAUCCGUGGCACUGGACUUUAUGAGCUCUGGAAAACUGGCAGAUAUAAGAGUUACUCACCCAGCACACUGGUGGAUUUGGUGGCUCGAAUCCUUGCACUCGUCCCCCCGUGGACCCGGGUGUAUCGUGUUCAGAGAGAUAUCCCAAUGCCGCUGGUCAGCUCUGGAGUGGAGCAUGGAAACCUACGAGAAUUAGCCUUGGCCAGGAUGAAAGAUUGGGGAACUGAGUGUCGCGAUGUCCGAACAAGGGAGGUUGGGAUCCAGGAAAUUCAUCACAAAGUGCGACCCUAUCAGGUAGAACUGGUGAGAAGAGAUUAUGUUGCGAAUGGCGGUUGGGAAACAUUCUUGUCCUAUGAGGAUCCUGAGCAGGACAUUCUAAUUGGAUUACUCCGCCUGCGGAAGUGCUCCGAGGAAACCUUCAGAACAGAGCUGAAGGGAGGAAUCUCUAUUGUGCGAGAGCUCCAUGUAUAUGGUAGUGUAGUGCCUGUUAACGCACGGGAUCCAUCCAAGUUCCAGCAUCAGGGUUUUGGAAUGCUAUUAAUGGAAGAGGCAGAACGGAUUGCUCAGGAAGAGCACGGAUCCUCCAAAAUUGCCGUUAUUUCAGGUGUUGGUACAAGGAACUACUAUAGAAAGAUUGGUUAUGAAUUGGAAGGCCCCUACAUGGUCAAACGUCUGGACUGAUCUCCUUCAUUGUCAAGCAGGAUGCUGUUUGAAAAUCCUGACCAUCGCAGGUUGUGCUUAAUAAACAUUGACUUUGCUAUGUUGCACCUUAUAGGAUUUGAGUACCCAGUCCUUGUCUGCAAAACCACAGAUUCCUGUACUGGCUUUUGACAAACCAUGUGGCUUAACUGGAUUGCAAAUGGGAACUGAAACUGUUAAUUGAUUAUUAGUAGGCCCAACAUGAUUCUCAAUCACACAGGGUAUAAGCAGGCAUCAUCCCUAUUACAACAGUGGGCUGACCUCAUCUUAAAAGUGUGCAUCCAGCAAAAGGAGGAAUUUAUAUUGUCAUACAAGACAAUGAUGGAUAGAGAAGGCCGUUUGGCCCUCCAUUGUAGCACCCAGUUAUUAAAUAAUUCCCAGAUUUUGCCUACACCAGGAGCCCAUCUCACGGAUGGAUCAUGUCUUUAAUAAUGAAGAGCUCCUGCCAUUAUCUUUUACUGCUUUCAAGCUGUGUCCCUUUUCCCAACUCUCAAUUUAUUUGACGUAAUUGUAGGCUUUCCCUUCCCAUACAGCGAACUCUCUUCUGUCCCUCAGCAAGAUCUUUCCUGGUUGAAAGGCCCUCGCCCCACCCUACAGCGAUGGGAUGUGUCAGGUUGGAUUGUCGGAAGUCAGCACUAGUUCCGGUUACUAGUUCCAAGUAACCCAACAGCAGGAGGUGGUUACGGAAAAUUGAGUUCAAAACUUUAGUCUGUUAUCAGUGGAAUGAUCAAUUGAGAACAGGAGAUGCUGCAAAAAAAAACUAUUAAAGUUGAAGGGAUGUAUUUAAUAUUUUAAACAUUCAUUUUUGGGAAAUUAAACCUGUAUUUUGCUUGUGAACAAAAAAAA